AUGGUGUCGUUUCCCACAGAGCGGCGCAAGAAGGUGACCCAGGCGUGUGACUACUGCAAGAAGCGUAAGUACAAGUGCAUCGGCAAGUCACCAUGUGAGUUGUGCAAGAAGAAGAACAUCGUGUGCCAGUUUUCCAUCGUCGAUCGCAGAACCACCAAGGGCAUCAAGAAGAUUUUGGCCAACCCAUCCAAGUCCUCGCCCAACAGCCCGGUCGCCUCCACCCCCCACUUAUCUAUCCCCCAAAUCAACACCUUCAGCACGUACCCGGACCACGGCUCCAUCAACAAGCUUCCCCCCGCCUCCAAGUUGUUACGGUCAACCUACAUUCCCAAAAGCUUGCAGCCCCUCUUGUCCUUCCCGUUGAACGCCUACAAGGAAGAAGAAUCCGAGCCAAAACCUGUGGUUCUUCCCAGCGUGACCCCAAAGCAAGACGACGUCAAAAUGGAAGACAGCAGCAGUGGUGAGCUCAGCGACGAUCAAAAGGUCCCUAGGAUUCUUUUCGAUUCGGCUACCUCAACCAGAUACAUUGGCGAAAGUAGUCCGUUGUCGCUUCUAUUCGAAGCAAGAAAUAUCUUCAUGGACAAGCUUGGAGUAUCAGAUUUUUCCUCCGACGACCAAGGCAUCAACAUGUUGGAUGAGCCCAUACAAUUGAGGCCAGGAAAGGCCAUCGACCUUCCUGCGAGAGAACAUUGUGAUAAAUUGUUGGUAUUCUUCCAAAACAACGUCAACCAAAGUUGGUACAUAUUCAACAUGAGCUACUUCACCAGAAACGUCAUCGAUCAUGUCUACAGGGAUCCAGUGAAAGCCCUGCCUGAAAAGUUGGCGUUGCUCCAUUUGGUAAUAUCUUUGGGCCUUCUUUUUGCCGAAAUAUCCAGGUCUCCGCUAAUUCAGGAACUUGCGCCAAACAGUACUUCAGUGGCCUAUUUUGAAAGUGGGUUCAACCUUAUAAGAAGUACUGUUGAUGACGGCAAGUUGUGGUUGACCGAAGCUUAUUUCCUUAUUUAUUUCUACUACCAAACUAAUUGUAAUAGAAGUACCUCGUGGUUGAUGUUGGGUACUGCUAUCAGAAAUGCCCAAGCAUUGGGUUUACAUCGAAAAUUUAUCAACGAAUCCUACAAAGACAGAAGUUACGUCUACCAUAGACGUAAAUUAUGGGUCAGUCUCUACGUUUGUGACAGAAUAUCCUCGAUCUUGCUCGGAAGGCCGUUAUUGAUUGCUGAUUACGAUUGGGACGACUUUGAUAAUUCGGAAGAGUUGGUCCAAAGUGAACCCAAGAAUGCACUCAAUAUCAAAUGCUUGAUCGAAAUUGCCAAGGUUGCAGUUUUAAAUGGUAAGAUCGUCCAAAACUUUUAUUUAAGUGGCACCAUUGACCCAGUACGUGCAGAAAAGUUAGCAAUUGAUUUCAAAAUUUGGUCCAUUAAUCUUGAUCCGGAUCUUCAAAUUGAUAAAAUUUUACGUUGGCAAAGUGCAGUGGAAAGCGAAGGAGCACCAGAAAAUGUUGCACAGGAUAACUUCCUGGUAUUUGCGGUGCACCUUUCACAAUUAUACGGGAUUAUGUUAUUGUGUCGUCCAUUCUUCAUGUAUCUUGCAUUUAAGAGUGAUACUGACUUGACACGUCCAAAGAAAGUGAAGCAUCAUAACACUAUGAUCCAUUUUUGCAAGGCUAGUGUGAAAUCUUCAGUCUUAACUAUCACCCUCAUCAAUUAUUAUAUUCAACAGUAUUCAGAGAGAGUCGAGCUGUAUCCUGCAGUGAAUUGCUGUUUUAUGGCCGCGCUUAUUCUCGGUUUAUCUAUUCUUCAUAGAAAAACCUCUCAAGGGUUUCAGGAUGAAUAUAGUAUUGUUACCUUGAUGGAGAAAUUAGUCACUGCAAGAAAUAUUUUGAACUUGCUUGGACCAAUCAGUGUCACUGCUCAUAGAUUCAGUGUUAUCGCCAGCAAAAUGAUCAACUCGUUGGAAGAUGCAUUUGCCAGCGCUCAUACCGAAGAUGCAAGUGACUUGGGUAGUGUGAGCUAUGACACUCCAAGAUCGUCCAUAGGGGGUGGAAAGAUAUCACCUAUUCCUGUCAGCACCACAACAACAGCCAACCAGCAUAAUGUUUCGCACAACUACCCACCAAGUGCCAACAGUUCUAACCUUCCACAUGCCUCUGCAGACUUGGAGAGCUUGAUGGAUUUCCAACUGUUCUUUGUGCCAAGCGGCUCUAAUAAUAACAAAAACUCUUCAGAUGAAAGUUCCGAAACUUCGAGAACGAAUAACGAAAAUGUUGAUCCGCAUCUGUACAAUAUAGGAACAAGUGAUAUCUUGUUCGAUAAUAAUCUCUAAUGUAAUAUAAGGUGGAUGAUAAUGGUUUACCAGUUACUGUAGCCUAUUGAUGUAGCAUAAGCCAGAC
This is a messenger RNA of Suhomyces tanzawaensis NRRL Y-17324, 2389 nucleotides long. RefSeq lists its product as uncharacterized. The transcript has 3 exons. Lineage: Eukaryota; Fungi; Ascomycota; Pichiomycetes; Serinales; Debaryomycetaceae. The coding region runs from base 1 to 2322 and encodes 773 amino acids. Gene Ontology annotation, biological process: regulation of DNA-templated transcription; DNA-templated transcription. Gene Ontology annotation, molecular function: zinc ion binding; DNA binding; DNA-binding transcription factor activity, RNA polymerase II-specific. The record is from RefSeq and is a predicted model, not a curated record.